This is a messenger RNA of Pelagomonas calceolata, 5622 nucleotides long. NCBI's taxonomy places the organism in Eukaryota, Pelagophyceae, Pelagomonadales, Pelagomonadaceae. The record is from the annotation of a GenBank genome assembly.
GGAGGCGAAAGAGGGUUGACCGAGCUAGCGUUUUACAAACUCUAGGAAAGCGAGGCGCGGGGCCCCAGUCUGAAAUUGGGCCAUCGCUAGCGCCCUCUGCGGCCUAGAAGUGCGCUGAAAGCGUGCCCACAUCACAGCGCUCAACAGUACCGCCUGCACGCGCGUGGGCUCCUUCGCGCAGCCCUCAGCGGCCCCCUGAAGGCAGGCCUUCAGACAGCACGCGCAGGAGGCCGCGCGCGCGCACACCCGACGCGCGCGCCACAGCGCCCGCACGCGCCACAGCAGCCAUGAGCUUCCUGCGCAACAUUCCUAUUGUAAGAAACUUCCUGGGCGCCGGCGAGGAGGAGCGGCCGGCGGCGCCGCCCGCGCGGUCGUCGCCGCUCGCCGCGGCGAGCCCGUUCGUCGGCGUCGGCUUCGGGAGCCCCGCCGCGGCGGCGGCCCCUUCACAACCGGCGCCGUUCGCGGGCUUCGGGAGCCCGUCCCCCGCGGACCGCGCGCUGAGCGGGCCGUCCCUCACGGACCGCGAGCGCUACCUCGCGUCGCGCGCGCCGGCGCCGCCGGAGCCGCCUCGAGUCCAGGCGCCGCCGCCACCCGUGGUGCAGCACGUGUCGCCGCCCGCGCCGCCGCCGCCGCCUCCAGCUUCAAGAGGAGAGGACUUUGUGGGAGGCUACAGCCGGCCCUACGGGCGACGCGGCUACUACGACGAGCCCCCGCCGCGCCGCUACGACGCCUACGCGUCGCCGCGCUACGGCGGCCCGGCCUACUACGACGAGCGGCCGCGCUACGAGCGGCCGCCGCCUCCCCCGAGGCGGUACGACGCCUACGACGACGCCUAUUAUGACGACUACGACAUGCCCCCGCGGCGGCCGCCGCCGCGGCGUUAUUCGGUAGAGGGUCGAAGGCGUUCUCUUCCACCGCCGGAGCCGCGGCAGCCGGCCUGGAAGCGCGACCGCGACGACGAGGCGCCGGGCUCGCCUUUUGAUCCGUCGCUGGAAGCGGUCGCGGCGCGCGCGGCGAAGCGGCGCCGGUCCAUCGAAGCGCCGCCCCGGGCGCCGCCGCCGCCGACCUUCGCGGCCGACGCGGCGGAGCGCUCGCUCGCGCCGGACGCGUUGGCCGCGGCUCGUGCUUUGGGCCGGUCGUCGCGGCGCGAGUCGUCGGCCGUCGCGCGCAAGAUCCUCGAGGCGCUGGCGCAGAUCUCGGCGCCGCUCGACGAGGCGCGCGAGGCGCCGGUCGCGGCGCUCGCGCCGCUCACGGCGGCGCCCGCGGCGCCGCCGCCGCCGUCGCAGUCGCUGCCGCUGUCUCCCUCAUCGCAGCCCUUCGGCGCCGCGCCUGCGAAACCGUUCGCGUCGCCCGAGGCCCCGAAGGCGCUGUCGCCGGCGCCGGCACCCGCCGCGGCGAGCCCGUUCAGCUUCUCGGCGCCUCCCGCACCGGCACCCGCCGCGGCGAGCCCGUUCAGCUUCGGCGCGCCGGCGCCGGCGCCGGCGUCGCCGUUCUCGCCGCCGGCCGCGGCGCCCUUCUCGCCGCCGGCGCCGGCGCCGGCCCCGGCCGACGACGACGACGACGACGACGACGAGUUCGCGUUCACGGCGCCCGACGACGACGGCGCGCCCGUCGCGCCGGCGAAACCGCCGUCGAUCUUCGGCCGGGCCGCGGCGGCGGCGCCCGUGGCGCCCGAGUUCGUCUUCUCGCCGCCGCCUUCCCGAAAGCCGAAGCGCCGCGCUCCGACGUCGCCCGACGCCCCCGCCUCGUCGGCGAAGAAGCCCUUCGCGUUCAUGCCCGAGAAGGCGCCCGAGAAGGCGCCGGCGACGCCGUCCUUCCAGGCUUCCGAGGAGAAGUCCAAGCUGCCGUCAUCGUUCGAUGCGGCGACGAAGGAUACAACAAAGCCUUUACCUAGUACGGGCUGGGGCGACAUGUUCAAGCGCCCCCCCGGCCAGUGGAAGUGCGACGCGUGCUACGUCUGGAACGACAAGGACAAGACGGCCUGCGCGUCCUGCGAGACGCCCAAACCUGGAGGUGGCGGUGCUCCUACGCCGGCGGCGAAGCCCUCGCCGGCCGCGGCGUCGCCCUUCACGUUCGGCUCGCCGGCGGCGCCGCCGCCGGCGCCAACACCGGCCGCCAAGCUGUCGUUCGGCGCGACGCCGGCCCCGGACAAGCCGCCCGCCAAGAAAUCCGUGUCCUUCGCGACGUCGACGCCGGCCUUCGGGCUGAGCGGCGACAAGGGGGUAGCCCCGAAGACCCCCUUCGUGUUUGGGGGUGGUGCGGACGCGCCGGCGCCGGCGCCGGCCGCCGCCGCGUUUAGCUUCGGCUCGGCGCCCGCCCCGGCGCCGGCGGCAGCCGACAAGCCGGCCGCUGCGAGUCCGUUCACGUUCGGCGCGCCGGCGCCUGCGGCGGCAGCGCCUGCGCCAGCACCGGCGGCUCCGGCCGCUCCGGCGUUCACGUUCGGCGCGGCGGCUCCGGCGCCCGCGCCAGCGGCGGCCGCGACGCCGGCGUUCACGUUCGGCGGCGGUGCCGCCCCAGCACCUGCUGCUCCUGCACCGGCGCCAGCGGCUCCGGCAGCCCCGGCGUUUACCUUCGGGGCGUCGGCGCCGGCGCCGGCACCCGCGGCGGCCAAGCCAGCUUUCACCUUCGGAGCGACGCCGGCCGCGACGCCUGCUGCUCCCGCACCCGCGCCUGCAGCGGCCACGCCGGCGUUCACGUUCGGUGCGGCCGCUCCGACGCCCGCCCCAGCACCCGCGGCCGCCAAACCCGCGUUUACGUUUGGCGCCGGCGCGCCCGCGCCCGCCCCGGCGGCUGGCGGUGCCACGCCGGCCUUUUCCUUUGGAUCGAGCUCGCCUGCACCGCCAGCUCCGGCACCUGCGGGCGGCCCGGCGUUCACGUUCGGCGCCGCGCCGCCGGCGGCCGCGCCGCCAGCACCUUCUUUCGGCGCGCCGCCGCCGCCGCCCGCCGGCGGCAACUCGAUGCAAGAGUCGCCGGCGCAGCGCGAGCACAAGCAGUUCGGUGCAACGCCGGCGGCGGCGCCGAUGCCGUCGUUCGGAGCGGCCGCGCCGGCACCCUCCGCAUCGACGCCCUUUACGUUCGGAGCGGCUGCGCCGCCCGCGGCGACGCCGUUCGGCGGUGGGGCGCCGGCGAGCACGCCGUUUAGCUUUGGCGGCGGCGCCGCGCCUGCGCCCGCGCCGAGUGCUCCCGGCUUCACGUUCGGCGCACAGCCGCCUGCCGCGGCGCCCUCGCCUUUCGGCGGUGGAGCACCUGCCGCGCCGCCGGCGACGCCUUUUGCCUUUGGCGCGCAACCGCCCGCGGCGGCGCCGACGCCCUUCGGAGGUGGCGGCGGAGGCGCGUUCGGCGCCUCGCCGCAGCCGACGCCAUUUGGAGGAGGUGCACCCGCCGCCACGCCUUUCGGAGGUGGUGCUGCGACGCCUUUUGGUGGCGGCGCGCCCGCGGCGCCCGCCUUUGGCCAGACGCCGGCCUUCGGCGCGGCGCCGGCGCAACAGCCGGCGUUUGGCGCCGCCGCACCACCUGCGACGCCUGGCUUCGCGUUCAACGCCCAGGCGCCGCCUGCGCCGGCGGGCGGCGGCUUCUCCAUCGGGACGUCGUCGGCGCCGAAGCGCGGCAAGGCGGGCCGGCGCAUCAUCAAGGCGAAACGGCCGCCGCGCAUGAACUAGUCUAUCCUCCCCACCCGUGCGUAACGAGGUCGUACACUUACGAGAUAUCCGACGAAACCCGAUUUGCAUGGCCGGCGUCGAGCGCUCUCAACUCAGCUACCUAGGUACAGUGCUACGCGUAGUGCCGACAGCGCAUGCAGCGACAGCCGCAGCGCUCCUCACAGCGGUGAACUGCAUGAAUAUUCACGUCCCGGGCCAAGGUGCCAAGGUGCAGGGUCAAUUCCAGACCGAUUGCAAGAAAGCGCAAGAGGCGGCGCUGCUCUGCGCGACGACGCAUCCCGAAGAGCGGCAGCGCUGCGACAAGUUCUUCGCGGCGUACCGCGAGUGUCGGAAACAGGAGCACUCACGCAUUCUCGAGGCGCGCGGUCAGGGACGAUGAGCGGCUACGACGAGGCGCUGCUGAAGCGCGCGCGCGCGCUGCACGACGCGCCGAACGUGACGAUGGACGGCCACAACGAUUUACCGUGGGCCUUGCACGACGCCUACGACCAUCGUUUGUCCAAAUUUGAUUUGAGAGAGCCCCAGGGACACAUUAAAAUCCCGAAGCUGCGCCACCAGUACCUGCACACUGAUUUCCCGCGCUGCAGGAAGGGCGGCCUCACAGCCCAAUUCUGGAGCGUCUACGUGCCGACGACGAUCCGCGGCGGCGAGGCGGUGGGCCGCGGCGUCCUUGAGUCGCGUCGACGUCGUCCGGGCGCGACACGAGAGGACCACAUCACGCCAUCGAUGCGACGCGUGUCACGAUGCAGGUUCAGAAAACGUUGGAGCAGAUCGACUGCGUCCAUAGAUUAUGCGAGAAGUACCCCGACGAACUCGAGUUCGCGUACACGGCGGCGGACGUGCGGCGCAUCGUCAAGGACGGCAAGCUCGCGUCGAUGGCGGGAUUGGAAGGCGGCCACCAGAUCAACGGGUCGUUAGCUACGCUCCGCAUGUACUACCGGCUCGGCUGCCGCUACCUCACGCUGACGCAUAACGGCGGCCCGGGCUGGGCCGACGCCGCUCUGGACGAGAAUUCGAAGUGGAACGAGCACGCCACGGCCGGCGGGCUGAGUGCAUUUGGAGUAGAAGUAGUGAAGGAGAUGAACCGGCUGGGCAUGGCGGUUGAUUUGUCCCAUGUCCAUCCCGAUACCAUGAAAAAAGCCAUCGACGUGUCCGAGGCGCCUGUCUUGUUCUCCCACUCGAACACGCGGGCCGUGUGCAACCAUCCUAGGAAUGUCCCGGACGACGUGUUGCGGUCUUUGUCUGAAAAAGAUGGUGUUGUGAUGAUUAACGUGAACGCGCCGUUCGUGGCGGGGGAUUUUUUUGUGAAGGACGGCGCGGUCGGAGCCUGUGUGGAAAUGAACCGUGCGUCGGGUGCGCGACAAUUCUCCACUGAGUCGUUUCUCGGCGAUGACGCGGUCGUCCUGGCUCGGUCGAGCUGCGAGGAACCGGCAUCGCCACGCCAUCGAGCAGCCGUCGCGUCGAUGGCGUAGAUGACGACGCGAUGAUUCAGCACGAACGCCGUAAAAACUUUGAUUUCCACACAGGUCGGAGCAAGCGUAACCGAAGUCGCCGACCACAUCGAUUAUGCGAAGAAGGUUUGCGGAAACGUGCUGCAUCUGGGAUUGGGCGCCGACUACGACGGCAUCAAGGCGCCGGCGCGCGGCAUGGAGGACGUGUCGACGUACCCGGUCUUGACGGCGGAGCUGUUGAAGCGCGGCUAUACUGAUGAUGAAAUUAUAGCGAUCAACGGCGGCAACGUGUUGCGCUGCCUCGAGAAGAUCGAAGCCGUCGCCGCGCGCUUACAGGCGUCGGGGCUCUCCAGUGAGGCGAAGCCCGAGGACUUCGGGGAGGUGGCGGGGUAGCAGUCUAGGCCCUUAUCUGUUAUUGGAGCGGUUUUAGUUUUUUGCUAGUGUCUUACAUGCGCUAGCCACGCGUGCUCUCACAAAGUGGCUCUGCUAGCCGUGUUCGACAUAGUUCCGGG